Messenger RNA from Tetrahymena thermophila SB210, 2109 nucleotides. Its product is annotated as FAD-dependent pyridine nucleotide-disulfide oxidoreductase, putative. NCBI's taxonomy places the organism in Eukaryota, Ciliophora, Oligohymenophorea, Hymenostomatida, Tetrahymenidae. The transcript has 7 exons. Gene Ontology annotation, cellular component: mitochondrion. The record is from RefSeq and is a predicted model, not a curated record. Gene Ontology annotation, molecular function: sulfide:quinone oxidoreductase activity; FAD binding.
AUGUUUAAAUUUACUUAGAAAAGCUUAGCAUUUGGAGCUAACAAAGCAAAUAAUAUUUUAAGGGGAAUUCAAAAUUAAAGAUUUGCCACUAAGAAAGUUGUUCCUAGCAAUCUUGAUUAAUAUGAUGUCAUUAUUAUUGGCUCUAACAUGGGAGCAGUACUUGCUCGUCACAUAAAUGAAAUUACAAAUGGUAGAAAUACUGUUUUCGUGGCCAGUAGCAGCUCAAUUAGAGAACAACAUCAUUUGAGAGUUGCUUACGAAUUAGGAAGCUGUAAAAAGGAAAAUUUCAUUCUCGAUACAAAAUCAAUUAUUACUCCUUUUAUACCUCACUCUGAUGGUGUUAGAGUCAAAGAAAUACAUCCUGAAUCUAAUACUGUAGUACUAGAGAAUGAUCGCACUAUUUAAUACAAAAGAUUAGUUAUUUCAACAGGAUUACAGAAUAAUUUUGAAGCAAUUCCCGGUCUUAAAGAUGCUGUUUAUGAUUAAGAUCAUCCUGCAUUCUCACCUUAUGAUGUGACUGGAAAAUAAGCUAGUGUUAAAGAUCCUUAUUAUUGGUAUAACUUCUAUGGUGGAAAAUGCAUCUUCUACAUUCCUAAAUUCCCUAUUAGAGGAGAAAUCCAAGAAUAUAACUUCUUAGUUGCUUAUGACCAAUGGGUAGAGAACCAAAAGAAUAUGAGCUAGAAAAUUGAUAUUGAAUUCACAAUUGUAAAUGCAAACGAUUCAUUCUCUUAGUACAGCAAAUAAGCUGAUGAAUAUUUUAAAGAAGAACUUAAAAAGAGAGGAAUUAAGGUUUUGUACAAUACUUAAAUUGAAAAUAUUGAUAAGCCUAAGAGAUAAGUGACUGUUGUUGGAAAAAAUGGAGGAAAAACUGUUGAAAAAUAUGAUAAUUUAUAUUCAAUUAUUCCCACUAAGGGUCAUGAAUUUUUGUAAUAAGCUAAUCUCUGUAACGAAUAGGGACUACUCAGCGUUGAUAGCCACACUCUCUAACACAAGAAAUAUAAGAACAUCUUUGGUUUUGGUGAUAUUAUUGAUGUCCCUACAACAAGAAGUUUCUUUGGAACAUAAGAAUAACUAAAUGUAGUGAGACAGAAUGUAAUUCGUAGUUUACAUGGAUAAAGCUUAACUGCAUAGUACUUUGGUUAAUCUAAGACUCCUUUAUACAUUGGUAAGAAUAAACUUACUUUUGUAUCUUAAAAUUAUGAUAAACCUUCGAAAUUCAGUAUGCUUGAUAAAGAAGGAAGACACCUUUGCUAUUUGAGAAACUUUAUUUAUAGUCAUUUCUAUUAGUAUAUUAACACUGCAUAUUACAAGUUUGCUAUCUGGGGCAAACCAUACUUUUUAUGGCCUAAGACUUACCACUCCAGCUCCAAAGGAGUUUAAAAUGUCUCAGAAACUCAUACAGAACACAGUGAAAAAAAGGAUGUUAAAUAAUCUAAUAAAACUGGUUAAUAAUUUGUAUACAAACCUUAAGCAUAAUUUGCUUGUCUUGAUGUAAUUUCUCCAGAAAUUCAAGCUCAAUACUUUGUUGUUAAGGACCCUUCUAAAAGUGUUUAGAAUAUUUUUAAGAAUGAACUGAAUGAAUAGUAAAAGUAAGCAAAAGAAUAAGAAGAUAGAGUUAAAAAAGCUGAAUAAGAAUAAAAGAAAAAGGAGUAAUAAUUGAAGAGAGAGAAGGAAGAAAAGGAGUAGAAAGAAAGAGAAGAAGAAUAUAGAAAGAAGAAAGAAUAGGAAGAACUUGAAAGAAAGAGACAAGAAGAAGAAUAAGAAAAGAAGAGAUAAUUAGAACUUUAAAGAUAGAAAGAAGAAUAAGAAAGAUAGAAAAAAAUAGAAUAAGAGAGACUUCAAUAGGAAGAACAAGAAAAAUUAAAAAAACAAGAGUAAGAAAGAUUGAGAUAAUAGCAAUUACAAGAAGAAGAAGCUCUUAAGAAAUAAUAACAACUUGAAAAGGAAAAGCAAGAAGAGUUAGAGAAAUAAUAAAAGCAAUAAGAAGAAGCAGAAGUUGAUGCUAAAUAAGAAGAUGAAUAACCAUAAUAACCAGCUUCAAAUCCUUCUAGUGAAAGUGAAAGUCCUAAAAAGAGAAAGGGCAGACCUAAAAAAGAGAAAAAAGAGUGA